Messenger RNA from Cucurbita moschata (crookneck pumpkin), 1239 nucleotides. RefSeq lists its product as uncharacterized. The transcript is spliced from 10 exons. Bases 241 to 1086 code for a protein of 281 amino acids. Lineage: Eukaryota; Viridiplantae; Streptophyta; Magnoliopsida; Cucurbitales; Cucurbitaceae. The record is from RefSeq and is a predicted model, not a curated record.
GCGAAACUGCGUUAGUUUGCAAUAUUUGGCGGAAAGGUUACUUAAGUAGUUUAGCUGCUCCUAAAUUUCCCCCAAAAGAGAAGAUAGGAAAAGAAGCUGGUCUGUUUCAAUUCAACUUCUUCUUCAAUUUUCCUCCCGUAAUUGCCACUCGGCCGCAUUAAUGGUGACGUAGAUUUUGGACUGGAGCUCUUCUGUUCGAUUUCGAUCGCUAGUAUUUUUUAAUUGUAGUGUUUUCUGGAUAUGGCUGCUCCGUUCUUCUCAACGCCAUUUCAGCCUUAUGUUUACCAGAGUCCACAAGACGCAAUGAUACCUUUUCAGAUUUUGGGUGGUGAAGCCCAAGUAGUACAGAUAAUGCUGAAGCCACAAGAGAAAGUUAUUGCAAGGCCUGGCUCCAUGUGCUUCAUGUCUGGGUCUAUUGAGAUGGAAAAUGUUUUUCUCCCGGAAAAUGAAGUGGGUGUUUGGCAUUGGCUAUUUGGCAAGAGUGUCACUAGCAUCAUUCUUCGGAAUUCCGGUACAAGUGAUGGAUAUGUUGGAGUUGCUGCACCUUCUCUUGCUAGGAUUCUCCCGAUUGAUAUGGCAAUGUUUGGUGGAGAGCUUCUAUGCCAGCCAGAUGCAUUCCUUUGCUCUGUUAAUGAUGUUAAGGUUACUGACACAGCUUAUCACAGAGUACGCAAUGUUACCACAAGUGUGGAGGGGUUUCUUAGACAGAAGUUAUCAGGCCAAGGGCUCGCUUUCAUUCUUGGAGGUGGAUCUGUCGUACAGAAAAAUCUCGAGGUUGGUGAAGUACUAUCAGUGGAUAUCUCCUGCAUUCUGGCUAUGACCACCACCAUUGAUGUCCAAAUCAAAUACAAUGGUCCUGUGAGAAGAACAGUAUUUGGGGGUGACAACUUAGUGACAGCCACAUUAACAGGACCAGGCAUGGUCUUUAUCCAGAGUUUGCCAUUUCAACGACUUUCUCAGCGUAUUGCGAGGGCCGUUACAUCCCCAAAUAUGAGAGAAAAUCCAAAGUUCUUUGUUCAGCUUGCCUUUUUCUUUUUUCUGGCUUAUGUUGUGAUUCUAUCUUCAAUAAUCUUGACAGACGUAUGAUUUUAGAUCUUAAAUCUCCCAGGGUGUUUAGCUACCCCAAAAUUGGUACAAAGCUUUAGUUCUGAUUGGAAAGCCUUUUUUUUUCUUUUUUUUUUUCUAUUGAUUAUUGAAUUUUAUUUUAUAUAUUGAAGUCCUGCAGAUAUCUUCCCAACU